This is a messenger RNA of Brassica rapa (field mustard), 1940 nucleotides long. RefSeq lists its product as uncharacterized. The record is from RefSeq and is a predicted model, not a curated record. NCBI's taxonomy places the organism in Eukaryota, Viridiplantae, Streptophyta, Magnoliopsida, Brassicales, Brassicaceae.
AGUUUUUUGUACUCUUGCACUGCAAGAAAACAAAAAAACAUCAACCGUUCAGGUCCGCUUUACUUUGAAAUUUGAUCAUUUUUUGGUGAAUCCUUCCAAGUUCAGUCCCGUGUCUUGUCUUCUAAAGAACUAUUCAUUCCAUACACCUCUUUUCUCUCAAACGUUGACUCCGUCUUUUGGUGAUAAAACUUGUUUGCUUCUUGUCAUGUUUUGAUGAAAGAUUCAAUUUUAUAAAGAAUUUCUCUUCUUUUUUGCUUGCUCUGGUUGAGGCCACAGGCUUUCUUUGUUAGAUCUGUGAGAGAAAGAAGUAACAUGUCUGGAAAAGUAUAUCAUGAUUGUCCCAACGCAGGCAAUCCCUACCAUGAGUGCAAUUAUCGAUGUUUGGAGAGGAUCAACUCUCGAGAUGUCCCCAAGAAGGAGAAGAAGCCGUUUGGCUUUGGUAAGCCAGCUUGGAGAAAGGACAGUCCUCCUAUCAGUCCGGUUCGUGUUGUUGCGGAAAAUAGAUGGCCACUUCCUAGCUAUUACGCUAAGAGGAUGGUUGAAUCAGAUGAGUCUCCCUCAUUCUCAUCCUCUGAUGACACCUUCAACGCAAACCUUCUGUCCAGGCCGCCUUCUCCUCUACAUGGAAACAAACCUGAAUCAGUCAUAAAUUGGCUCCCAAUGUCACCUUCUCUAUCUGUGUAUUGGAAGAAAGAUUCUUUCGCAUCAAAUUUUGAUCACCGUGCGCUCAUUCAUAAUGGUCUAGACAAUGAAAUGACACCUAGGACUAGGCCUAAAGCACCUGAGCAUCCUCUUAGGACACAUCAGCACAUGCCUUGCACCCCUGAUUCUAGGCCUAGGACACCUGAGCGAAGGUCUAGCACCACUGAUAAUAGCACUGCACUAGAAAAUAGACCUAGAACGCCUGAACACCGGUCCAACAUCAAUGAUAAUGGACCAAGGACACCUGAACAUGCGCGUGUUUCUCUGGGACCUAGGCCAAAGACUGCAGAACGUAGAGCGAGGUCACCAGAACACAGGGAGAGAUCCUCAAGACAGCGGUCUAAGACUCCAGAGCCUCAAGGAAAGUACCUUGAACCUAGGAUCCCACAAACUCAGCCGAUAUCGCAUAGUACUGGCCUCCUCAAGUCGUCACCUGAGACGCCAGAAACUAGGCCAAAGGCUGAAGAAUACAGGGCAAGAAACUCAAGACCAGGGUCAAGGAUCCCCCAAACUCAACCAACAUCCUUUAUCGAAUGCAAGAGCUUAGCAGGGGAGGAAACGCAGUCAAAGAUGUCUGAGUCGUACGUCUCUGUAGGGAGCUAUAAGGUCAGAGCGAGCGUCUCGGACACUCUGCAGCAAAUCUUGGACAAGCAUGGAGACAUAGCCUCCGGUUCAAAGCUCGAGUCGCUUCCCACGAGAUCUUACUUUCUAGAAACACUAGCCUCAGUGGUUAACCAACUCCAAUCAACGCCUCUGAAGCAACUAAAGGAGACUCACAUCUUGGAAAUGCUAGCGGUCGUUGAAGACGUGGAGUCUGUCAAAAUCAGAGCCGGUUGGCUAAGGGAGGCUUUAAACGAGAUUCUUGAAGCGGCCAGAUGCUAUGAUCGACAUAACAAGACGGCGGUGGAGAAAGGGAUGUGUGAGAGGGAGGCUUUGCUUGGGAGACAAGAGAUGGAGAAGAUACUGAAAGAGGUGAGAUGGAAGGAGAAUGAGGUGAAGAGUUUCCGUCAAGGGUUGAUGGAGACGGCAGGGCGUUUGGGAGAUUUGGAGAUGAAGAGAGCAGGGUUGGAGAAAAGGUUGGCGUUUCUUAGCUCCAAGGUGGACAAGUUUGAUGGAGAAUCUGUGUUGGAGAAGCUCUUCUGAUCAAUCAUUGUCUUGUUUUUGGCGAUUAUUUAUUGAAAACAUAAACACUACAUUAAAUGCAUCUGCUAAAAUAGUUAAAAGGGUCUUUCAUAUUA